GUGAUUUUACCCAGAAGCAGAAGGAAUAAAACAAGCAUGCUCUCAUGCAAUAAUACGCAGUAGAAGUUCACACUUUGGAGUUUCAAAGACAGAUAAACAUCCCUUGAGAAACAUGGCCGGAAAUAUAAAAGAUGAAGCAUAUCAACGUCUGAACUUCCUCUAUCAGGCUGCUCACUGCGUUUUGGCUCAAAAUCCAGAGAAUACUGAACUGGCAAGAUUUUACUGCCUCACUCAGAAGACCAUCUCCAAACGACUGGUGCUCAGACAAGAUCCAUCAGUAAAGAGAACCAUUUGCAAAAAAUGCUGCACUUUACUAAUACCAGGUGUCACAUCAACUGUACGACAAAAAAGAGGACCGAUGCGACAACGUAAGACUAUUGUGCGAUGUUUAAGUUGUGGACUGACCAAACAGUUCCCAAACAACCCAAAACAUAAACUGUGGGUGGAUCAACCUGAGGCUCAACUAGAAAACCAGACCUCACAAGAUGCUGGUCCUUCAUCUAAGUCCACAACCCAAGAGAAGAAAUCUGAUAUUGGCUCAGCAUCCAUGACAGCGAAGACUUCGUCUACAGCUCAAACAAAUGUGACUAAACCUUCAUGACACUGUACAUGCAUUAAUAUAACCAGUUAAACAAAGUGAACUUUUGGGUGGUAUUUUAAUUUUAUUUUUUGUUGACAUUUUUCAGCCUUUAAAUGCAUUUUUUUUUCUGACAUU
Messenger RNA from Sinocyclocheilus anshuiensis, 715 nucleotides. RefSeq names its product ribonuclease P protein subunit p21-like. Gene Ontology annotation, biological process: tRNA processing. Gene Ontology annotation, cellular component: nucleolar ribonuclease P complex. The transcript has 5 exons. The record is from RefSeq and is a predicted model, not a curated record. Bases 113 to 601 code for a protein of 162 amino acids. Lineage: Eukaryota; Metazoa; Chordata; Actinopteri; Cypriniformes; Cyprinidae.